AUGGUGGAGCAGAGGUUAGAGCCUGGGCUUCAUGGUGGAGCAGAGGUUAAGCCGGAGCCAGAGGGCCUGGGCUUCAUGGUGGAGCAGAGGUUGUUGGAGAGCUCGAUGCUGAACGCUGAAGUGAAAGAAGGAGAGAUCCUGCCUCCCACCAUCCAGCGCCUGAUGAAGGGAUACAACAAGUACCUGCGGCCGUUCUUCGACAGAACUAAAUCCCCGACGGAGGCUCCAGCUCCAGCGGUCGGCGCGUGUCGAGUCCAAGCGGCCGCACGUAACCUCGCUCGCGGACGGUCCUGUGACGGUCGGGAUGAGCAUGGACAUCGCCAGCAUCGACACCAUCUCAGAAAUCAAUAUGGUACGGCCACACUGCCUCUCUCUCCCCUCACCCGCCUUCUCUCUCUCUCUCCUCCCCUCACCCGCCUUCUCCCUCUCUCUCUCUCUCCUCACCCGCCUUCUCCCUCUCUCUCUCUCUCCUCACCCGCCUUCUCCCUCUCUCUCUCUCUCCUCACCCGCCUUCUCUCUCUCUCUCCUCCCCUCACCCGCCUUCUCCCUCUCUCUCUCUCUCCUCACCCGCCUUCUCUCUCUCCUCUCCUCACCUCACCCGCCUUCCCUCUCUCUCUCCUCCCCUCACCUGCCUUCUCUCUCUCUCUCCUCCCCUCACCCGCCUUCCCUCUCUCUCUCCUCCCCUCACCUGCCUUCUCUCUCUCUCUCCUCCCCUCACCCGCCUUCUCUCUCUCUCUCCUCCCCUCACCCGCCUUCCCUCUCUCUCUCCUCACCUCACCCGCCUUCUCUCUCUCUCUCCUCACCUCACCCGCCUUCUCUCUCUCUCUCCUCACCUCACCCGCCUUCUCUCUCUCUCUCCUCCCCUCACCCGCCUUCUCUCUCUCUCUCCUCACCUCUGCCUCUCUCCUCACCUCUCCUCUUCUCUCUCUCUCUCUCUCCCUCACCCGCCUCUCUCUCUCUCUCUCCUUCCCUCACCCGCCUUCUCCCUCUCUCUCCUCCCCUCACCCGCCUUCUCCCUCUCUCUCCUCACCUCACCUGCCUUCUCUCUCUCUCUCCUACCCUCACCCACCUUCUCUCUCUCUCUCCUCUCCUCACCCGCCUUCUCUCUCUCUCUCUCCUCACCUCACCCACCUUCUCUCUCCUCACCUCACCCACCUUCUCCCUCUCUCUCCUCCCCUCACCCGCCUUCUCUCUCUCUCUCCUCCCCUCACCCGCCUUCUCUCUCUCUCUCCUCACCUCACCCGCCUUCUCUCUCUCUUUCCUCCCCUCACCCGCCUUCUCUCUCUCUCUCCUCACCUCACCCGCCUUCUCUCUCUCUCUCCUCCCCUCACCCGCCUUCUCUCUCCCUCUCUCCUCCCCUCACCCGCCUUCUCUCUCUCUCUCCUCCCCUCACCCGCCUUCUCUCUCUCUCUCCUCACCUCACCCGCCUUCUCUCUCUCUCUCCUUCCCUCACCCGCCUUCUCCCUCUCUCUCCUUCCCUCACCCGCCUUCUCUCUCUCUCUCCUCACCUCACCUGCCUUCUCUCUCUCUCUCCUCACCUCACCCGCCUUCUCUCCCUCUCUCCUCCCCUCACCCGCCUUCUCUCUCUCUCUCCUUCCCUCACCCGCCUUCUCCCUCUCUCUCCUCCCCUCACCCGCCUUCUCCCUCUCUCUCCUCACCUCACCUGCCUUCUCUCUCUCUCUCCUACCCUCACCCACCUUCUCUCUCUCUCUCCUCUCCUCACCCGCCUUCUCUCUCUCUCUCCUCACCUCACCCGCCUUCUCCCUCUCUCUCCUCCCCUCACCCGCCUUCUCUCUCUCUCUCCUCACCUCACCCGCCUUCUCUCUCUCUCUCCUUCCCUCACCCGCCUUCUCCCUCUCUCUCCUUCCCUCACCCGCCUUCUCUCCUUCUCUCCUCCCCUCACCCGCCUCUCUCUCUCUCUCUCCUCACCUCACCCGCCUUCUCUCUCUCUCUCCUUCCCUCACCCACCUUCUCCCUCUCUCUCCUUCCCUCACCCGCCUUCUCUCUCUCUCUCCUCACCUCACCUGCCUUCUCUCUCUCUCUCCUCACCUCACCCGCCUUCUCUCCCUCUCUCCUCCCCUCACCCGCCUUCUCUCUCUCUCUCCUCACCUCACCCGCCUUCUCUCUCUCUCUCCUUCCCUCACCCGCCUUCUCCCUCUCUCUCCUCCCCUCACCCGCCUUCUCCCUCUCUCUCCUCCCCUCACCCGCCUUCUCUCUCUCUCUCCUCACCUCACCCGCCUUCUCUCUCUCUCUCCUUCCCUCACCCGCCUUCUCCCUCUCUCUCCUCCCCUCACCCGCCUUCUCCCUCUCUCUCCUCACCUCACCUGCCUUCUCUCUCUCUCUCCUACCCUCACCCACCUUCUCUCUCUCCCUCCUCACCUCACCCACCUUCUCUCUCCUCACCUCACCCACCUUCUCCCUCUCUCUCCUCCCCUCACCCGCCUUCUCCCUCUCUCUCCUCCCCUCACCCGCCUUCUCUCUCUCUCUCCUCACCUCACCCGCCUUCUCUCUCUCUCUCCUUCCCUCACCCGCCUUCUCCCUCUCUCUCCUUCCCUCACCCGCCUUCUCUCUCUCUCUCCUUCCCUCACCCGCCUUCUCUCUCUCUUUCCUCACCUCAACCGCCUUCUCUCUCUCUGCUUCCCUCACCCGCCUUCUCUCUCUCUCUCCUCACCUCACCCGCCUUCUCUCUCUCUCCUCACCUCACCCGCCUUCUCUCUCUCUCUCCUCCCCUCACCCGCCUUCUCUCUCUCUCUCCUUCCCUCACCCGCCUUCUCUCUCUCUUUCCUCACCUCACCCGCCUUCUCUCUCUCUCUCCUCACCUCACCCGCCUUCUCUCUCUCUCUCCUCCCCUCACCCGCCUUCUCUCUCUCUCUCCUUCCCUCACCCGCCUUCUCUCUCUCUUUCCUCACCUCACCCGGCUUCUCUCUCUCUCUCUCUCCCUCACCUCACCCGCCUUCUCUCUCUCUCUCCUCACCUCACCCGCCUUCUCUCUCUCUCUCCUCACCUCACCCGCCUUCUCUCUCUCUCUCCUCCCCUCACCCGCCUUCUCUCUCUCUCUCCUCCCCUCACCCGCCUUCUCUCUCUCUCUCCUCACCUCACCCGCCUUCUCUCUCUCUCUCCUCCCCUCACCCGCCUUCUCUCUCUCUCUCCUCACCUCACCCGCCUUCUCUCUCUCUCUCCUCCCCUCACCCGCCUUCUCUCUCUCUCUCCUCCCCUCACCCGCCUUCUCUCUCUCUCUCCUCCCCUCACCCGCCUUCUCUCUCUCUCUCCUCCCCUCACCCGCCUUCUCUCUCUCUCUCCUCACCUCACCCGCCUUCUCUCUCUCUCUCCUUCCCUCACCCGCCUUCUCCCUCUCUCUCCUUCCCUCACCCGCCUUCUCUCUCUCUUUCCUCACCUCACCCGCCUUCUCUCUCUCUCUCCUUCCCUCACCCGCCUUCUCUCUCUCUUUCCUCACCUCACCCGCCUUCUCUCUCUCUCUCCUCACCUCACCCGCCUUCUCUCUCUCUCUCCUCACCUCACCCGCCUUCUCUCUCUCUCUCCUCCCCUCACCCGCCUUCUCUCUCUCUCUCCUCACCUCACCCGCCUUCUCUCUCUCUCUCCUCACCUCACCCGCCUUCUCUCUCUCUCUCCUCCCCUCACCCGCCUUCUCUCUCUCUCUCCUCCCCUCACCCGCCUUCUCUCUCUCUCUCCUCACCUCACCCGCCUUCUCUCUCUCUCUCCUCCCCUCACCCGCCUUCUCUCUCUCUCUCCUCACCUCACCCGCCUUCUCUCUCUCUCUCCUCCCCUCACCCGCCUUCUCUCUCUCUCUCCUCACCUCACCCGCCUUCUCUCUCUCUCUCCUUCCCUCACCCGCCUUCUCCCUCUCUCUCCUUCCCUCACCCGCCUUCUCUCUCUCUCUCCUCACCUCACCUGCCUUCUCUCUCUCUCUCCUCACCUCACCCGCCUUCUCUCCCUCUCUCCUCCCCUCACCCGCCUUCUCUCUCUCUCUCCUCACCUCACCCGCCUUCUCUCUCUCUCUCCUACCCUCACCCACCUUCUCUCUCUCUCUCCUCUCCUCACCCGCCUUCUCUCUCUCUCUCCUCACCUCACCCACCUUCUCUCUCCUCACCUCACCCACCUUCUCCCUCUCUCUCCUCCCCUCACCCGCCUUCUCCCUCUCUCUCCUCCCCUCACCCGCCUUCUCUCUCUCUCUCCUCACCUCACCCGCCUUCUCUCUCUCUCUCCUUCCCUCACCCGCCUUCUCCCUCUCUCUCCUUCCCUCACCCGCCCUUCUCUCUCUCUCUCCUUCCCUCACCCGCCUUCUCUCUCUCUUUCCUCACCUCAACCGCCUUCUCUCUCUCUGCUUCCCUCACCCGCCUUCUCUCUCUCUCUCCUCACCUCACCCGCCUUCUCUCUCUCUCUCCUCACCUCACCCGCCUUCUCUCUCUCUCUCCUCCCCUCACCCGCCUUAUCUCUCUCUCUCCUCACAUCACCCGCAUUCUCUCUCUCUUUCCGCACCUCACCCGCCUUCUCUCUCUCUCUCCUCACCUCACAAGCCUUCUCUCUCUCUCUCCUCACCUCACCCGCCUUCUCUCUCUCUCUCCUCCCCUCACCCGCCUUCUCUCUCUCUCUCCUCACAUCACCCGCAUUCUCUCUCUCUUUCCGCACCUCACCCGCCUUCUCUCUCUCUCUCCUCACCUCAACCCCCUUCUCUCCUUCUCUUCUCUUCUCCCCUCACCCGCCUUCUCUCUCUCUCUCCUUACCUCACCCGCCUUCUCUCUCUCUCUCCUUCCCUCACCCGCCUUCUCUCUCUCUCUCCUCCCCUCACCCGCCUUCUCUCUUUCUCUCCUCCCCUCACCCGCCUUCUCUCUCUCUCUCCUCCCCUCACCCGCCUUCUCUCUUUCUCUCCUCCCCUCACCCGCCUUCUCUCUCUCUCUCCUCCCCUCACCCGCCUUCUCUCUCUCUCUCCUCCCCUCACCCGCCUUCUCUCUCUCCUCACCUCACCCACCUUCUCCCUCUCUCUCCUCCCCUCACCCGCCUUCUCUCUCUCUCUCCUCACCUCACCCGCCUUCUCUCUCUCUCUCCUUCCCUCACCCGCCUUCUCUCUCUCUCUCCUCCCCUCACCCGCCUUCUCUCUUUCUCUCCUCCCCUCACCCGCCUUCUCUCUCUCUCUCCUCCCCUCACCCGCCUUCUCUCUCCCUCUCUCCUCCCCUCACCCGCCUUCUCUCUCUCUCUCCUCCCCUCACCCGCCUUCUCCCUCUCUCUCCUCCCCUCACCCGCCUUCUCUCUCUCUCUCCUCACCUCACCCGCCUUCUCUCUCUCUCUCCUUCCCUCACCCGCCUUCUCCCUCUCUCUCCUCCCCUCACCCGCCUUCUCCCUCUCUCUCCUCCCCUCACCCGCCUUCUCUCUCUCUCUCCUCACCUCACCCGCCUUCUCUCUCUCUCUCCUUCCCUCACCCGCCUUCUCUCUCUCUCUCCUCCCCUCACCCGCCUUCUCUCUUUCUCUCCUCCCCUCACCCGCCUUCUCUCUCUCUCUCCUCCCCUCACCCGCCUUCUCUCUCCCUCUCUCCUCCCCUCACCCGCCCUUCUCUCUCUCUCCUCCCCUCACCCGCCUUCUCCCUCUCUCUCCUCCCCUCACCCGCCUUCUCUCUCUCUCUCCUCACCUCACCCGCCUUCUCUCUCUCUCUCCUUCCCUCACCCGCCUUCUCCCUCUCUCUCCUCCCCUCACCUGCCUCCUCUCUCUCUCUCCUACCCUCACCCACCUUCUCUCUCUCCCUCCUCACCUCACCCACCUUCUCUCUCCUCACCUCACCCACCUUCUCCCUCUCUCUCCUCCCCUCACCCGCCUUCUCUCUCUCUCUCCUCACCUCAUCCGCCUUCUCUCUCUCUCUCCUCCCCUCACCCGCCUUCUCCCUCUCUCUCCUUCCCUCACCCGCCUUCUUCCUCUCUCUCCUUCCCUCACCCGCCUUCUCUCUCUCUUUCCUCACCUCACCUGCCUUCUCUCUCUCUCUCCUACCCUCACCCACCUUCUCUCUCUCCCUCCUCACCUCACCCACCUUCUCUCUCCUCACCUCACCUGCCUUCUCUCUCUCUCUCCUACCCUCACCCACCUUCUCUCUCUCUCUCCUCUCCUCACCCGCCUUCUCUCUCUCUCUCCUCACCUCACCCGCCUUCUCCCUCUCUCUCCUCCCCUCACCCGCCUUCUCUCUCUCUCUCCUCACCUCACCCGCCUUCUCUCUCUCUCUCCUUCCCUCACCCGCCUUCUCCCUCUCUCUCCUUCCCUCACCCGCCUUCUCUCCCUCUCUCCUCCCCUCACCCGCCUUCUCUCUCUCUCUCUCUCCUCACCUCACCCGCCUUCUCUCUCUCUCUCCUUCCCUCACCCACCUUCUCCCUCUCUCUCCGUCCCUCACCCGCCUUCUCUCUCUCUCUCCUCACCUCACCUGCCUUCUCUCUCUCUCUCCUCACCUCACCCGCCUUCUCUCCCUCUCUCCUCCCCUCACCCGCCUUCUCUCUCUCUCUCCUCACCUCACCCGCCUUCUCUCUCUCUCUCCUUCCCUCACCCGCCUUCUCCCUCUCUCUCCUCCCCUCACCCGCCUUCUCCUCUCUCUCUCCCCUCACCCCCUCUCACCCGCCUUCUCUCUCUCUCUCCUCACCUCACCCGCCUUCUCUCUCUCUCUCCUUCCCUCACCCGCCUUCUCCCUCUCUCUCCUUCCCUCACCCGCCUUCUCUCUCUCUCUCCUUCCCUCACCCGCCUUCUCUCUCUCUUUCCUCACCUCAACCGCCUUCUCUCUCUCUGCUUCCCUCACCCGCCUUCUCUCUCUCUCUCCUCACCUCACCCCGCCUUCUCUCUCUCUCUCCUCACCUCACCCGCCUCUCUCUCUCUCUCUCCUCCCUCACCCGCCUCUCUCUCUCUCUCUCCUUCCCUCACCCGCCUUCUCUCUCUCUUUCCUCACCUCACCCGCCUUUCUCUCUCUCUCUCCUCACCUCACCCGCCUUCUCUCUCUCUCUCCUCCCCUCACCCGCCUUCUCUCUCUCUCUCCUUCCCUCACCCGCCUUCUCUCUCUCUUUCCUCACCUCACCCGCUUCUCUCUCUCUCUCUCACCUCACCGCCUUCUCUCUCUCUCUCCUCACCUCACCUGCCUUCUCUCUCUCUCUCUCCUCACCUCACCCGCCUUCUCUCUCUCUCUCCUCCCCUCACCCGCCUUCUCUCUCUCUCUCUCCUCCCCUCACCCGCCUUCUCUCUCUCUCUCCUCACCUCACCCGCCUUCUCUCUCUCUCUCCUCCCCUCACCCGCCUUCUCUCUCUCUCUCCUCACCUCACCCGCCUUCUCUCUCUCUCUCCUCCCCUCACCCGCCUUCUCUCUCUCUCUCCUCCCUCACCCGCCUUCUCUCUCUCUCUCCUCCCCUCACCCGCCUUCUCUCUCUCUCUCCUCCCCUCACCCGCCUUCUCUCUCUCUCUCCUCACCUCACCCGCCUUCUCUCUCUCUCUCCUUCCCUCACCCGCCUUCUCCCUCUCUCUCCUUCCCUCACCCGCCUUCUCUCUCUCUUUCCUCACCUCACCCGCCUUCUCUCUCUCUCUCCUUCCCUCACCCGCCUUCUCUCUCUCUUUCCUCACCUCACCCGCCUUCUCUCUCUCUCCUCCUCACCUCACCCGCCUUCUCUCUCUCUCUCCUCACCUCACCCGCCUUCUCUCUCUCUCUCCUCCCCUCACCCGCCUUCUCUCUCUCUCUCCUCCCCUCACCCGCCUUCUCUCUCUCUCUCCUCACCUCACCCGCCUUCUCUCUCUCUCUCCUCCCCUCACCCGCCUUCUCUCUCUCUCUCCUCACCUCACCCGCCUUCUCUCUCUCUCUCCUCCCCUCACCCGCCUUCUCUCUCCCUCUCUCCUCCCCUCACCCGCCUUCUCUCUCUCUCUCCUCACCUCACCCGCCUUCUCUCUCUCUCUCCUCCCCUCACCCGCCUUCUCUCUCUCUCUCCUCACCUCACCCGCCUUCUCUCCCUCUCUCCUCCCCUCACCCGCCUUCUCUCUCUCUCUCCUCACCUCACCCGCCUUCUCUCUCUCUCUCCUUCCCUCACCCGCCUUCUCCCUCUCUCUCCUUCCCUCACCCGCCUUCUCUCUCUCUCUCCUCACCUCACCUGCCUUCUCUCUCUCUCUCCUCACCUCACCCGCCUUCUCUCCCUCUCUCCUCUCCUCACCCGCCUUCUCUCUCUCUCUCCUCACCUCACCCGCCUUCUCUCUCUCUCUCCUACCCUCACCCACCUUCUCUCUCUCUCUCCUCUCCUCACCCGCCUUCUCUCUCUCUCUCCUCACCUCACCCACCUUCUCCCUCUCUCUCCUCCCCUCACCCGCCUUCUCCCUCUCUCUCCUCCCCUCACCCGCCUUCUCUCUCUCUCUCCUCACCUCACCCGCCUUCUCUCUCUCUCUCCUUCCCUCACCCGCCUUCUCCCUCUCUCUCCUUCCCUCACCCGCCUUCUCUCUCUCUCUUUCCUCACCUCACCUGCCUUCUCUCUCUCUCUCCUCACCUCACCCGCCUUCUCUCUCUCUCUCCUCACCUCACCCGCCUUCUCUCUCUCUCUCCUACCCUCACCCACCUUCUCUCUCUCUCUCCUCUCCUCACCCGCCUUCUCUCUCUCUCUCCUCACCUCACCCACCUUCUCCCUCUCUCUCCUCCCCUCACCCGCCUUCUCCCUCUCUCUCCUCCCCUCACCCGCCUUCUCUCUCUCUCUCCUCACCUCACCCGCCUUCUCUCUCUCUCUCCUUCCCUCACCCGCCUUCUCCCUCUCUCUCCUUCCCUCACCCGCCUUCUCUCUCUCUUUCCUCACCUCACCUGCCUUCUCUCUCUCUCUCCUCACCUCACCCGCCUUCUCUCUCUCUCUCCUCACCUCACCCGCCUUCUCUCUCUCUCUCCUCCCCUCACCCGCCUUCUCUCUCUCUCUCCUCACAUCACCCGCAUUCUCUCUCUCUUUCCGCACCUCACCCGCCUUCUCUCUCUCUCUCCUCACCUCACCCGCCUUCUCCCUCUCUCUCCUCACCUCACCCGCCUUCUCUCUCUCUCUCCUCACAUCACCCGCAUUCUCUCUCUCUUUCCGCACCUCACCCGCCUUCUCUCUCUCUCUCCUCACCUCAACCCCCUUCUCUCCUUCUCUUCUCUUCUCCCCUCACCCGCCUUCUCUCUCUCUCUCCUUACCUCACCCGCCUUCUCUCUCUCUCUCCUCCCCUCACCCGCCUUCUCUCUUUCUCUCCUCCCCUCACCCGCCUUCUCUCUCUCUCUCUCCUCCCCUCACCCGCCUUCUCUCUCCCUCUCUCCUCCCCUCACCCGCCUUCUCUCUCUCUCUCCUCCCCUCACCCGCCUUCUCCCUCUCUCUCCUCCCCUCACCCGCCUUCUCUCUCUCUCUCCUCACCUCACCCGCCUUCUCUCUCUCUCUCCUUCCCUCACCCGCCUUCUCCCUCUCUCUCCUCCCCUCACCCGCCUUCUCCCUCUCUCUCCUCACCUCACCUGCCUUCUCUCUCUCUCUCCUACCCUCACCCACCUUCUCUCUCUCCCUCCUCACCUCACCCACCUUCUCUCUCCUCACCUCACCCACCUUCUCCCUCUCUCUCCUCCCCUCACCCGCCUUCUCCCUCUCUCUCCUUCCCUCACCCGCCUUCUCUCUCUCUCUCUCCUUCCCUCACCCGCCUUCUCUCUCUCUUUCCUCACCUCAACCGCCUUCUCUCUCUCUGCUUCCCUCACCCGCCUUCUCUCUCUCUCUCCUCACCUCACCCGCCUUCUCUCUCUCUCCUCACCUCACCCGCCUUCUCUCUCUCUCUCCUCCCCUCACCCGCCUUAUCUCUCUCUCUCCUCACAUCACCCGCAUUCUCUCUCUCUUUCCGCACCUCACCCGCCUUCUCUCUCUCUCUCCUCACCUCACCCGCCUUCUCCCUCUCUCUCCUCACCUCACCCGCCUUCUCUCUCUCUCUCCUCCCCUCACCCGCCUUCUCUCUCUCUCUCCUCACAUCACCCGCAUUCUCUCUCUCUUUCCGCACCUCACCCGCCUUCUCUCUCUCUCUCCUCACCUCAACCCCCUUCUCUCCUUCUCUUCUCUUCUCCCCUCACCCACCUUCUCUCUCUCUCUCCUUACCUCACCCGCCUUCUCUCUCUCUCUCCUCCCCUCACCCGCCUUCUCUCUUUCUCUCCUCCCCUCACCCGCCUUCUCUCUCUCUCUCCUCCCCUCACCCGCCUUCUCUCUCUCUCUCCUCUCUCCUCACCUCACCCGCCUUCUCUCUCUCUCUCCUCACCUCACCCGCCUUCUCUCUCUCUCUCCUCACCUCACCCGCCUUCUCUCUCUCUCUCCUCUCCUCACCCGCCUUCUCUCUCUCUCUCCUCCCCUCACCCGCCUUCUCUCUCUCUCUCCUCCCCUCACCCGCCUUCUUCUCCUCUCUCUCUCUCCUCCCCUCACCCGCCUUCUCUCUCUCUCUCUCCUCCCUCACCCGCCUUCUCUCUCUCUCUCCUCCCUCACCCGCCUUCUCUCUCUCUCUCCUCCCCUCACCCGCCUUCUCUCUCUCUCUCCUCCCCUCACCCGCCUUCUCUCUCUCUCUCCUCCCCUCACCCGCCUUCUCUCUCUCUCUCCUCCCUCACCCGCCUUCUCUCUCUCUCUCCUCCCUCACCCGCCUUCUCUCUCUCUCUCCUUCCCUCACCCGCCUUCUCUCUCUCUCUCCUUCCCUCACCCGCCUUCUCCUCUCUCUUCCUCCUCACCCGCCUCUCUCUCUCUCUCCUCACUCCGCCUUCUCUCUCUCUCUCCUCACCUCACCCGCCUCUCUCUCUCUCCUCACCUCACCCGCCUUCUCUCUCUCUCUCUCCCUCACCCGCCUUCUCUCUCUCUCUCCUCACCUCACCCGCCUUCUCUCUCUCUCUCCUCACCUCACCCGCCUUCUCUCUCUCUCUCUCCUCCCCUCACCCGCCUUCUCUCUCUCUCUCUCUCUCCUCCCCUCACCCGCCUUCUCUCUCCUCUCUCCUCCCCUCACCCGCCUUCUCUCUCUCUCUCCUCACCUCACCCGCCUUCUCUCUCUCUCUCCUCCCCUCACCCGCCUUCUCUCUCUCUCUCCUCACCUCACCCGCCUUCUCUCCCUCUCUCCUCCCCUCACCCGCCUUCUCUCUCUCUCUCCUCACCUCACCCGCCUUCUCUCUCUCUCUCCUACCCUCACCCGCCUUCUCCCUCUCUCUCCUUCCCUCACCCGCCUUCUCUCUCUCUCUCCUCACCUCACCUGCCUUCUCUCUCUCUCUCCUCACCUCACCCGCCUUCUCUCUCUCUCUCCUCCCCUCACCCGCCUUCUCUCUCUCUCUCCUCACCUCACCCGCCUUCUCUCUCUCUCUCCUACCCUCACCCACCUUCUCUCUCUCUCUCCUCUCCUCACCCGCCUUCUCUCUCUCUCUCCUCACCUCACCCACCUUCUCUCUCCUCACCUCACCCACCUUCUCCCUCUCUCUCCUCCCCUCACCCGCCUUCUCCCUCUCUCUCCUUCCCUCACCCGCCUUCUCUCUCUCUCUCCUUCCCUCACCCGCCUUCUCUCUCUCUUUCCUCACCUCAACCGCCUUCUCUCUCUCUGCUUCCCUCACCCGCCUUCUCUCUCUCUCUCCUCACCUCACCCGCCUUCUCUCUCUCUCCUCACCUCACCCGCCUUCUCUCUCUCUCUCCUCCCCUCACCCGCCUUAUCUCUCUCUCUCCUCACAUCACCCGCAUUCUCUCUCUCUUUCCGCACCUCACCCGCCUUCUCUCUCUCUCUCCUCACCUCACCCGCCUUCUCCCUCUCUCUCCUCACCUCACCCGCCUUCUCUCUCUCUCUCCUCCCCUCACCCGCCUUCUCUCUCUCUCUCCUCACAUCACCCGCAUUCUCUCUCUCUUUCCGCACCUCACCCGCCUUCUCUCUCUCUCUCCUCACCUCAACCCCCUUCUCUCCUUCUCUUCUCUUCUCCCCUCACCCGCCUUCUCUCUCUCUCUCCUUACCUCACCCGCCUUCUCUCUCUCUCUCCUCCCCUCACCCGCCUUCUCUCUUUCUCUCCUCCCCUCACCCGCCUUCUCUCUCUCUCUCCUCCCCUCACCCGCCUUCUCUCUCCCUCUCUCCUCCCCUCACCCGCCUUCUCUCUCUCUCUCCUCACCUCACCCGCCUUCUCUCUCUCUCUCCUCCCCUCACCCGCCUUCUCUCUCUCUCUCCUCCCCUCACCCGCCUUCUCUCUCCCUCUCUCCUCCCCUCACCCGCCUUCUCUCUCUCUCUCCUCACCUCACCCGCCUUCUCUCUCUCUCUCCUUCCCUCACCCGCCUUCUCUCUCUCUUUCCUCACCUCACCCGCCUUCUCUCUCUCUCUCCUCACCUCACCCGCCUUCUCUCUCUCUCUCCUCACCUCACCCGCCUUCUCUCUCUCUCUCCUCCCCUCACCCGCCUUCUCUCUCUCUCUCCUCCCCUCACCCGCCUUCUCUCUCUCUCUCCUCACCUCACCCGCCUUCUCUCUCUCUCUCCUCCCCUCACCCGCCUUCUCGCUCUCUCUCCUCACCUCACCCGCCUUCUCUCUCUCUCCUCCCCUCACCCGCCUUCUCUCUCUCUCUCCUCACCUCACCCGCCUUCUCCCUCUCUCUCCUUCCCUCACCCGCCUUCUCUCUCUCUCUCCUUCCCUCACCCGCCUUCUCUUUCUCUCCUCACCUCAACCUCCUUCUCUCCUUCUCUUCUCUUCUCCCCUCACCCGCCUUCUCUCUCUCUCUCCUCACCUCACCCGCCUUCUCUCUCUCUCUCCUCACCUCACCCGCCUUCUCUCUCUCUCUCCUCCCCUCACCCGCCUUCUCUCUCUCUCUCCUCCCCUCACCCGCCUUCUCUCUCUCUCUCCUCACCCGCCUUCUCUCUCUCUCUCCUCCCCUCACCCGCCUUCUCUCUCUCUCUCCUCACCUCACCCGCCUUCUCUCUCUCUCUCCUCACCUCACCCGCCUUCUCUCUCUCUCUCCUCCCCUCACCCGCCUUCUCUCUCUCUCUCCUCCCCUCACCCGCCUUCUCUCUCUCUCUCCUCACCCGCCUUCUCUCUCUCUCUCCUCCCCUCACCCGCCUUCUCUCUCUCUCUCCUCCCCUCACCCGCCUUCUCUCUCUCUCUCCUCACCUGCCUUCUCUCUCUCUCUCCUCCCCUCACCCGCCUUCUCUCUCUCUCUCCUCCCCUCACCCGCCUUCUCCCUCUCUCUCCUCACCUCACCCGCCUUCUCCCUCUCUCUCCCUUACUCACCUUCCCUAUCUCUCUCCUUCCUUCCCUUACCCUCUUACUCCCACAUCAUUUCUAUGCAGCCUCCCUCACCCCUCCCUCCCCCUCCCUCUCCCUCACCCUCACCCCCUGGAGCACACUCCCCCCGCUCCCACAAUACGCCGGGAUCUCGGUGGAUUUGGACUUUUCCUUUCUGGACCUGACUGUGAUGUUUCAGAAAGCUGCAGACAAACACUGCAGUGAGGAAAGACACAUGGUGUGCACUUAUCUUUAUUACAAUGACUUCAGUCUGCCUCCCCACGCCCUCACCCACCUCCCCCACGCCCUCACCCGCCUCCCCACGCCCUCACCCGCCUCCCCACGCCCUCACCCGCCUCCCCACGCCCUCACCCGCCUCCCCACGCCCUCACCCACCUCCCCACGCCCUCACCCGCCUCCCCACGCCCUCACCCGCCUCCCCACGCCCUCACCCACCUCCCCACGCCCUCACCCACCUCCCCACGCCCUCACCCGCCUCCCCACGCCCUCACCCACCUCCCCCCGCCCUCACCCGCCUCCCCACGCCCCCACCCGCCUCCCCACGCCCUCACCCACCUCCCCACGCCCUCACCCACCUCCCCACGCCCUCACCCGCCUCCCCACGCCCUCACCCGCCUCCCCACGCCCUCACCCACCUCCCCACGCCCUCACCCACCUCCCCACGCCCUCACCCGCCCUCACGGACUACACCGCCACCAUCUUCCUGCGUCAGCGCUGGACCGACGAGCGGCUGGUGUUUGAAGGGAACAAGAGCCUGAGUUUGGACGGACGGCUGGUGGAGCUGCUCUGGGUCCCGGACACUUUCAUCGUGGACUCCAAGAAGUCCUUCCUCCACGACAUCACGGUGGAGAACAGGCUGAUCCGGAUAUUCCCCAACGGGACCGUCCUGUACGCGCUGAGGAUCACCACCACAGUGGCCUGCAACAUGGACCUGACCAAGUACCCCAUGGACAAGCAGACGUGCACGCUACAACUGGAGAGCUGUGAGUACCUGCAGCGCACGUCAGGAUAA
Messenger RNA from Knipowitschia caucasica, 14238 nucleotides. Lineage: Eukaryota; Metazoa; Chordata; Actinopteri; Gobiiformes; Gobiidae. The record is from the annotation of a GenBank genome assembly.